AGAGAUUCAAACAAUGUGAAAGGAGUCGGGAUGCGGGAAGAUAAAAUGAAUCCCGCCACAACACGCCAGUUGCCACUGCCUAGCGGGACCGAGUGAGUGAGAAUUCUGCACCACAAUGAAGUCUCUGAGGUCUGAAGUCCACUCAUUGUACACCAAACUCAAACAAUCAAUUAUUCUAUCUAUGCUUGCGUGUUUCCAUUCUUUUUCGUUUUCAUUUCCUCCAUGAAUGAAGAACUUUGUAAAGAGGAAGUUACUGAUAAUAACCGUUCUUCCCGUAGUUUUCCAGUCAUUUUUUGAGGCCAAGGAAUUCAUACAAGAUGGAUUCAAACUCUGAAGAAACAUCAGACACAUUGCUCUCAUCAUGGUGGUCUUUGCUCUUGCAACCAUUUCGAACUGUGUUGGGUCGUUUUUCCUUUUCCAAUUUUGGCCAGCGAGGUUCUCCUUCUUCCAGUACUUCUAUUGAUUCCAAUUUUGGCCAGCGAGGUUCUCCUUCUUCCAGUACUUCUAUUGAUUCCAAUUUUGGCCAGCGAGGUUCUCCUUCUUCCAGUACUUCUAUUGAUUCCAAUUGUGUCCAUACCUAUAGAUAUGACGUGUUUAUCAGUUUCAGAGGUGCUGACACCCGCAACACUUUUGUUGAUCAUCUUUAUGCUCAUAUAACAAGAAUGGGUAUGUUCGCCUUCAUGGAUGAUAAAAGGCUCGAGAAAGGAGAAUCCCUUUCCCCCCAACUUCUUCAAGCAAUUCAAAAUUCUAGGAUUUCUAUUGUUGUCUUCUCUGAAAGAUAUGCCGACUCUAUGUGGUGUUUGGAAGAGAUGGCUACUAUUGCUGAAUGCCGUAUAGAACUCAAUCAAAAAGUAUUUCCUGUUUUUUAUGAUGUCGAUCCAUCUCUUGUACGAAAACAGACCGGGGUGUAUCAGAGAUACUUUGAUUUAUACAUGAAGAAAUUCAAACAUGAUCCAAACAAGGUUGUGAGAUGGAUGAAUGCUAUGAAAGAUUUAGCUAACUUAGUCGGCUGGGAUGUCAGGAACAAGCGAGAGUCUAAAGAGAUUGAAAACAUUGUUCAAGCAUUGAUAAAAACUUUGAAUCAUAAAUUCUCAGGGUUUACCAGUGAUCUUGUUGGGAUGGAACCUCGCAUAGAAGAAUUAGAAAAGCUUCUAAAAUUGAACUCAAAGGAUGAUGACUUCCGAGUUCUGGGAAUUUGGGGGAUGAGUGGAGUAGGAAAGACAACUCAUGCUACUCUUUUGUACGACAGAGUCUCCUACCAGUUUGGUGCUCGUUGUUUUAUUAAUAACACAAGCAAACUUUAUAUGGAUGGUGGUAUUGUUGCUGUACAAAGACAAAUUCUUCGACAAGCUCUAGACGAAAGAAAUCUUGACUCAUACGAUACUUGUGAAAUUUUUGGGAUUAUGAUAAAUAGGCUUCAUAGUUGCACUAAGGUCCUUCUAGUUCUUGACAACAUUGAUCAAUUAGAGCAAUUGCAGGAAUUAGGUAUAAAUCCUAAAUUACUUGGGAGUGGCAGUAGAAUAAUCAUAACCACAAGGGAUGAGCAUAUUCUAAGAGUGUAUGGGGCUGAUAAAAUUCACAAAGUUCCAUUGUUGAAUAGUAGUGAUGCUUCUGAACUUUUUCUUAGAAAGGCCUUCAAAGGUGAAGUCCAAAGCAGUAAUUGUGUUGAGUUGAUUCCAGAGAUACUAAAAUAUGCUCAAAAUCUUCCAUUAGCAAUUAAAGUAGUGGGCUCUUUCUUGUGUACUCGAGAUGCGACUCAGUGGAGAGAUGCUUUGGAUAGAUUGAAGAACAAUCCAGACAAUAAAAUUAUGGACGUGCUCCAGAUGAGUGUUGAUGGACUACAACAUGAGGAGAAGGAAAUAUUUCUGCACAUUGCUUGUUUUUUUAAAGGGGAGAGGGAAGAUUAUGUAAAGCGAGUUCUAGAUGCAUGUGGAUUAUACCCUCACAUAGGAAUUCAAAGAAUCAUUGAAAAGUCACUCAUUACCAUUAAAAACCAAGAGAUUCAUAUGCAUGAUAUGUUGCAAGAACUUGGGAAAAAAAUUGUUCGGCAUAGCUAUCUUGAAGACCCUGAAUCGUGGAGUAGAUUAUGGCGAUGCAAUGAUUUCUAUCAUGUCAUGGAGAGAAAAACGGGAGCAAACAAUAAUGUUAAAGCUAUAGUUCUGGAUCAAAAGCAAAAUUUCUCCAAAUGCAUGGCUGAAGGAUUUUCAAAUAUGACCAACCUUGUACUUCUCAUGUUGUAUCAUAACAACUUUUCAGGCAAUUUGGACUUUCUUUCAAACAACUUGCGAUAUCUUUUGUGGCAUGGAUACCCUUUUACUUCUUUGCCGCCACGUUUUGAGCCAGAUUGUCUUGUGGAAUUAAAUAUGCCUGAUAGUAGCAUUCAACGACUGUGGGAAGGUUGCAAGGAACUACCUAAUUUGAAAAGGAUGGAUUUGAGCAACUCCAAGUAUCUUAUAGAGACUCCAAAGAUUUUUAGGACCCCAAAAAUUGAGCGGCUAGAUUUUACAGGAUGCACAAACUUAAUGCAGGUCCAUCCAUCAAUUGGACAUCUUACUGAACUUGUUUUCUUAAGUUUGCAAAACUGCAGCAGUUUGGUUGACCUUGAUUUUGGUAUUGCAUCAAGAUUAAGUUCUUUGAGAGUUCUACGUCUUUGUGGUUGUACAAAACUUGAAAAGACGCCAAGUUUUACCGGCGCAUCAAACCUUGAGUACCUUGAUAUGGAUGAAUGUACAACUUUAUCCAAAGUUCAUGAAUCCAUUGGGGAUAUGACAAACCUUAAAUUCUUGAGUUUGAGAAACUGCACAAAUCUGGUUGAAAUGCCCGAUAGCAUCAAUAGGAUGACAUCCCUUGUAACUCUAGAUUUUUGCGGUUGCUUGAGUCUUACAAUUCUACCCCUGAAAUGGACUCCUGCUUAUCAUAUGAGAUCUUUGAUUUUUCUAGAUUUAAGCUUUUGCAAUCUUCAUGAAGUACCUGAUACUAUUGGAACGUUAAAGACGUUGGAAAGACUAAACCUACAAGGAAACAAAUUUCGUUCACUACCUGAUGUUUUUUACAUUCUUCCCAACAUAGCAUAUGUAAACUUAUCUCAUUGCCAUGAGCUUGAAACUAUUGAAUUCCAACCUUUAAUUAGUGCUUCUUUUGGAGGAAUGUAUUUUAAUGGAGGAAGAUAUUUUGACAUAGCAGCAGGAUUGGGUGAUCAUAGAUCUGGAUUAUAUAUAUUUGACUGCCCCAAGAUCAUGAAGAUGAGCAUAAACCUAACGUUGGGAUAUAGAUGGUUUCGAAAACUGCAUGAGAAUCCCCAAAACUUUCGGUGUGGCUUUGACAUCGUUAUUCCUUGGGAUUGGAAAAAUAUUGAUCAUCCGUCAAGUGGCUGUAUUCUAAAAUGGUUCAAUCACCAAUUCGAUGGCGGUUCAAUAAUAAGGAUAGUGGAUUUUGAUGAGUUUUACAAGAAUUUUGGCUUUGCCUUCUGUGUGUCGUUUGAGGUAAAAAAUUGUCCUGCGAAUUCUGGAUCUCCACAGGAUUCAUUUUCUUCAGCACUCCCACAUCCUUUUUAUCUUUCUUUUGAAAGUGAACACACAGAGGAAUGCUUCGAUAUGCCUCUCAGUUUGGAACUGCACAAAAUUGAUGGCUCCAAACAUCUUUGGCUAAUCUAUAUCUCUGAAGAGCACUGCCAUUUCUUAAAAACUGGAGCCCAUAUCACAUUUAAAGCCUGCCCAGGUUUGUUAAUAAAGAAGUGGGGAUUACGCUUUGUAAUCAAGGAUUUAAUUGGAUCAUAUCCUGACCCUAGCUUCUGGGAACACUUUCUGGACACUGAUGCGCCCUCAUCGGACACUGAUGCGCCCCAACUUUUCAUAGAUUAUGUACAAAAAACCAGCAUGAAGUCUGGAACUAAAAUCCAACUUCCUUACAAUUGGUUGGUUACUGAACAGGAAGAAGUUGAGAAGUCUAGAGCCAAGUCAAAAGAUACCGAUCUUUCUAAUCUGGGCCUUUAGAUAUGCCAACUACAGCCAAAACACACAACACAUUCCAUGAGCCUUGAGUGAAUAUGCCUGAUAUUUGAGGUUAAGGUUUUAUCAUGAACCUUAUCAGGUGAAUGAAGACAUGAUAGGUACUGUUAUUCUAUGUUUGUGGAGGAUGAAUGUUUUUUAUCAGUUGCAACUUGGAAAUUUCUUCAACUUUGAAAGUCUCGUGUUGGACAAAUUCCGAAUGUGAUGGUAUAAGUUUUCGAUAGACCUUUACACGAAAUGUGUAUAAAAGGAAAGGGAUUGAAAUUGCUCAUUAGACAGUUUAGCGGGCAGUUAUGUAUUUCCUUAGCAGUUAAGUUUUAUUGUGUUUCUGUUUGUAUGUAAUUUGCUUCACUUUCUUUUAGCUGUAAUUGUGAUUGUAACUCUGCUUUGAAAAUUCUUGUCCAGAGUAAUGUUGGUUGUUGAAUAUAAAUUCAGAAAACCGACCGAUAA
This is a messenger RNA of Lathyrus oleraceus (garden pea), 4457 nucleotides long. RefSeq names its product disease resistance protein RPV1. The transcript is spliced from 7 exons. NCBI's taxonomy places the organism in Eukaryota, Viridiplantae, Streptophyta, Magnoliopsida, Fabales, Fabaceae. The record is from RefSeq and is a predicted model, not a curated record. Gene Ontology annotation, molecular function: protein binding; ATP hydrolysis activity; ADP binding. The coding region runs from base 318 to 3992 and encodes 1224 amino acids. Gene Ontology annotation, biological process: defense response; signal transduction.